AUGUGUUUUCCACAGAGGUUGAAAGAAGAUACUGGAGGCAUGGGAUCCCACAAAAGCAGUCACGCUUACAACAUUGAUGAACAUACCAAAGAUCCUAUCUACCAACAAGUCCUACAUCUACUUGAAUGGAAGCAUUACAGCAAGGAACUCUUUACCACUUGUGAUACCAAACAGGAGGGAGAUGAAGAAGCUGUCUAUCAACUCAUGCUACUCUGUUCCACCAUAGCCAAAUUUUUCGGACCUUGUGCCAAAUCUUUGCUCAAGCAACUGGACCUCGGCGCACUAAACCCAGUCACUGACUACUAUGGCUGA
Messenger RNA from Tremella mesenterica DSM 1558, 312 nucleotides. RefSeq lists its product as uncharacterized. NCBI's taxonomy places the organism in Eukaryota, Fungi, Basidiomycota, Tremellomycetes, Tremellales, Tremellaceae. The transcript is spliced from 3 exons. The record is from RefSeq and is a predicted model, not a curated record. Bases 1 to 312 code for a protein of 103 amino acids.